AGUCGUAUUGUUGUCAUGCCGACUGAGUCUGAAGACGGCUCAACAGGGCGUCGAUCCGUGGGAGGAGCUGAGGAGCAAGGCAAGGGUGAAGAGGCACCUCGAGAGGAGAGCCAAGGUCGACAUGAUGAUGGCGACGACCAUAAUGAUCACGAAGAGCUUCCAGAUGAUGCAGAGAAAUGGGAAGAGCGUCGCCGUGACGAUAGUGCGGACCGACCUCAGGGUAGUCGUGCAGGGGUGGAUCGCGAUGAUGAUGACGAUGUCGAGCGUGAAGGUCGAGGUGAUGACCGAGACAAGCGUGAGCGUCGGCACGGUAGAGAAGACCAUGCACGUCGUCCUCGUCGUGAUGAGGACGACCGUGAGAGCCGUCGUCAUCGUGAUAUAGAAAGAGAUCGCCAUCACCACCACCAGUCUCGUCAUCAUCAACAUCGUAGAGAUUCCCCAAGCCGAUCCCGGUCCCGUCCCAGACGUCCUUCGAAAAGGGACGCUAGUCGGUCCCCCCCAGCUGUCAAUGGUACUCGGGCCAGGACCAAGCGGUCGCGGGAUGAGGAGGAGUAUUUGAGGUUACAAAAAAAGGGUAGAGAAGAUGACUCGAGACGAGGACAUGAACAUCAGAGUCGAUCGAGGGCCUCCCGGACGGUCCUCAUUGCGCAGUUGGGCAUGGACGUGACCGACCGGACUGUCUAUCUCGUCAUGAGUAAACAGGCAGGGAAAGUCAGAGACGUACAGAUUAUUCGGGAUGGUCGCUCACAGAGGUCCAAGGGGAUCGCCUAUGUGGAAUUCGAGGAUCAAAAUAGUGCAGUGAAGGCACUGGGAAUCGAACCCACCUCCUUGUGGACCAAACUAGGCCAUGGAGCUAACAUACAGCCGAGUCAGGCUGAGAGGAACCUCUAUCCGAGCCAGAGCGUCAGCAAUGCAUACGGGGAAAGGGUGAACGAGUGCAGGCUGUAUGUGGGGGGUAGUGCCAACCUUGUGGCCGACCUUAGUGAGGACGAUCUACGAGCACUUUUCCAACCGUUUGGUCCACUCGAUUUCGUUGACCGUCAUCCUCGAAACCAAGGGGAAGGAGGAACAUAUGCGUUUGUGCAAUAUGGGGAUUCUGAGCAUGCUAGGAGUGCCCUCAAGGGCCUCAGUGGAAUGAUGAUUGGCGGUAAGGAGCUCAAGGUUGGUAUGGCGACCUCAGCUGCAUCAGCAGGCUUGUCGUCGUCCUCGGUGGUCGUAGGCGCGAAUACAGACCUUGAUCUUGUGGAGGAUAAUGAGGAAGGGCCGUCGACCCACACGGGGCUCCUCAAGGAUAACCUCUCUCGAGCUCGGCUCAUGCGGGCUAUGGUCCGAGAGCCCAUCGCGGAGGGCAGUUCCCUUCUUAUGAAGUCGGCCACGAGGCUCCCGGCAUCCAACUUGGCCUCGGCGGCAUCGGGGGCGGCUACUGGUACUGGCAGCCGAGUAUUGAUCCUGCGGAACCUUUGGGCUGCGGGGGAUCAGCUGAUGAACGAGGGUGGUCCUGAGAAGUUCUUUAAGGAGAUCACCGACGACGUGAAGUCUGAGGCUAAACGUUUUGGUACGAUAACGGGGUGCUGGCUGGACGAGGCCUCAGAGAAUGGCGACUGCUGGUUGAAGUUCACCACGGGGGCCGCGGCUGCCAAGUGUUCCUUGGGCCUCAAUCGGCGAUGGUUCGCAGGCAGGCAACUGGUGGCGGUUAUAGUGUCAGAGGACAAAUGGGAAGCGGGCCUUUGAGGUCAUCGACAGACACCUCAACACCGACAUUCGGCCUUUGUCAAACUACACUGUAAGAAGUAUCGUCCAGAG
Perkinsus marinus ATCC 50983 is the source of this 1803-nucleotide messenger RNA. RefSeq names its product RNA-binding region-containing protein, putative. Gene Ontology annotation, cellular component: nucleus. Gene Ontology annotation, molecular function: RNA binding. Bases 16 to 1731 code for a protein of 571 amino acids. NCBI's taxonomy places the organism in Eukaryota, Perkinsozoa, Perkinsida, Perkinsidae. The record is from RefSeq and is a predicted model, not a curated record. The transcript has 7 exons. Gene Ontology annotation, biological process: mRNA processing.